Messenger RNA from Fundulus heteroclitus (mummichog), 1515 nucleotides. RefSeq names its product upper zone of growth plate and cartilage matrix associated b (gene ucmab). Gene Ontology annotation, cellular component: extracellular matrix. Gene Ontology annotation, biological process: embryonic skeletal system development; regulation of osteoblast differentiation. Bases 150 to 566 code for a protein of 138 amino acids. The transcript has 5 exons. NCBI's taxonomy places the organism in Eukaryota, Metazoa, Chordata, Actinopteri, Cyprinodontiformes, Fundulidae. The record is from RefSeq and is a predicted model, not a curated record.
CUGCAGGGAGCCUCUCUCCCUCCCCUGACAAGUAGUCGGGGCUGCUCAAGGCUCUCCAGCCCACCUCUGGUCCAAGUCUCCCUCGUCUUGGUCCCUCCUGCUUUUCCUUCCCCGGCUGGUUUCUCUGAACGCCUCAGAGAGAGUUAAAAAUGUCCUGGACGCAUGCAACCCUCCUUGCUCUUCUUGCGGUGCUGCUUGCACUGAACUGGUCUCCCGGGGCUGAAUCUGCAGCUGUGGCUCGCAGCACAGGGAAGGCAAAAGGUCCAGCAGGUCUCCCGCUGAGGAGGAUCUUCAUUAAAGAAGCCGAUGCCUCCAACUUCUUCAGGAGGCGCAGCAGACGGGCGGUGAAAUCUCAGGACGAGCUCAACGCGGAACAGAGUCAAGUUCUGGCUGCAGACGAGCGAAGGAGGGAGUUUCACGAGGAGAAGAGGAAUAAGUUUGAGAACUACGCUGAGGAGGACCAUGACGAGCAAAAUGAGAGGACCAGAGAGAGCACUGAGCAGUGGAGGGAGUUCCACUACGAUGGGAUGGAUCCUCCCCACGAGUACAACCGCCACACCGCCUGAGACCCGCGCAGGAGGCCUACGACUUUGGGAAAUAAAGUCCCAAUAAAUAUGCUUCGCUUUUUUGAGAACAUGCAUUUCAGUAUUUUGGGGAUAACGGUAGAGAUGCAUCAAAAAUGUCGUCCAAUUAUUGCAACUAUAAUUUUAUUGUUUGAAUCUGGUCAUGUAGCUAAAGAAUGAUCAGUUUGGUUCGUAUUUUGGAACUACAGUGAUCCAGAUGGUACUUGUUACAUCUUAGUCAGAUGUUUGAUGUAUGAUUAAUCGGGUAGCCAAUUAAUGCCCGAACAAAUGCCGAAGAAAAUUUCACUCACAGAAGUCAUUUCAGACAUGUUAAAUUUUUAAAAUGACAAAUAUUUUCACAAAUUACAGUCAAAUAGCUAAAGAGAACAAAAACAAACCCAUACAGAAGUAUUUAGUCACUUAUGAAUGAAAAAUAUGCCCGUUUUACUCAUCCAAUUAUAUAAACUCUGGGUAAUUUCUGUUAAUUUGUCUAAACAGGCCAGAUUUAGUGAUUUCCAGUCAUAGACUUGAUGCAGGCUAAACCAUCUUCAUGUCACAAAAACUUUUAGGUGUCCUCAAAACUGAACAUUUAAUCUGAGUAAAGAUGAAUGGGAAGACAUGUGGUUUUACACCUAUGCUUUGUAUAAUAAAUAUUGCAAGCAGGACGAUAAUCUUUUCUUCUAAGUUAAUGGCAGGUUUAACAUGCAGUAUUCUGUAGACGUUUGAGCUUAGAAAUGAUGGUAAAUAAAACCUGACAUUUAUUUUAAUGUACCAAAGCAUGCCAAUAUUUUAUGCUUCUAUACCUGGUGUUUAACAGGACUUACAACCUAUUACUGUAGUGUGUGUGUAACAGGGUCUAUGUGGAAAAAGCUCACAUGUAACGACUGUGUAAUGCUGUCCAAAUUGAAGCUUGUUUAUGUUACUUCAAGGUAAAAAAAAAAAAUCAUAUAAU